Molecule: messenger RNA, 191 nt
Organism: Sphaeroforma arctica JP610
Lineage: Eukaryota; Ichthyosporea; Ichthyophonida
Exons: 2
Source: RefSeq, a predicted model, not a curated record
UGCGUGCGCAGUACAAUGUCGCAGAGCUGACAGCAAAGAUCGAAGAUCUCAAGGAGUACAUCACCGCCUCAGAAUUCAAUGGGAUGCCUUUGCAGGUUGUGUCUCUCGUUGAUAUCAAUGCGUCAAUUGAGACUAUGAGAGCUGAUACGAAACGGAGAUCGCAAGAGAUUAUACAGAUGAACAUGGCUGUG